Messenger RNA from Drosophila gunungcola (fruit fly), 594 nucleotides. RefSeq lists its product as uncharacterized. The transcript is spliced from 2 exons. The record is from RefSeq and is a predicted model, not a curated record. Bases 1 to 594 code for a protein of 197 amino acids. Lineage: Eukaryota; Metazoa; Arthropoda; Insecta; Diptera; Drosophilidae.
AUGAAGGUACGUGCCCACGUACUCAGCAAAAUUACCUCCACGUUGGCAAGACACAAUAUCAACGCCUCAGCGCUUAAGGCGUUCGAUGGCUUGGAGCUUGCAGAUUCUGACUACCAAUCGUUGGCGCCAGUAGAUAUUCUCUUGGGCAGCGAUUGUGUUUGGACCGUGUUCACUGGUAAAAAGCUGUUCGACAGCCAGGGGAAGAUCAUCGCCAUUUCGACGAUAUUUGGAUGGGUCAUUACUUCGAUCGUGACUACAGGCUCUUCAUCUACAACAACUAUGAACACGGCUAUUGACAUUGAUGCAUCACUUCGACGCUUUUGGGAGCUGGAGGAUGUCAACCAACAACUUCAUCGCAAACCAGAGAACGAUGAAGUUGAACAGCACUUUUUGAAGACACACACAAGGGACCCCAAGUGGCGUUACAUCGUCGAACUUCCGUUUAAAGACCCCAAUAAGCAGUUUUCGGAUACUCUUCAGGGAGCACUCGCGAGAUUCAAUGAAGUAGAACGUCGUCUAAUGCAAGAUCCCAAUUUGCGCUCACAAUAUCGUCAAAAUGUACAGACAAAUCUUGGUGGCUGCCAAGCAUUGUAG